GCGGGGACCAGGCGGUGGCGGAAGAUGGCGGUGAGGGGCCGCGUGGGCCCGCUUUCUGAUUAGGGGGAAUCGAGUCGCCGACGCUCCCAAUCAUGGCGUCAAACUCGACCAAAUCGUUUCUCGCCGAUGCCGGCUAUGGCGAGCAGGAGCUGGAUGCCAACUCCGCCUUGAUGGAGUUAGACAAAGGGCUGCGAUCUGGAAAACUGGGUGAGCAGUGCGAGGCGGUGGUUCGCUUUCCCAGGCUCUUCCAGAAAUACCCAUUUCCUAUUCUCAUCAACUCUGCAUUCCUGAAGUUAGCCGAUGUUUUCAGAGUUGGAAACAACUUCCUGAGGCUCUGUGUUCUUAAAGUUACUCAACAAAGUGAGAAACAUUUGGAGAAGAUUCUGAAUGUGGAUGAAUUUGUGAAGAGAAUUUUCUCUGUGAUCCACAGCAAUGACCCUGUGGCACGAGCCAUUACCCUGCGGAUGCUGGGCAGUCUGGCGUCAAUCAUCCCUGAGAGGAAGAAUGCUCAUCACAGUAUUCGCCAGAGUCUGGACUCCCACGAUAAUGUGGAAGUUGAAGCUGCUGUUUUUGCUGCUGCCAAUUUCUCUGCACAGUCCAAGGAUUUUGCUGUGGGAAUCUGUAAUAAGAUCAGUGAGAUGAUUCAAGGUCUGGCCACGCCAGUGGACUUGAAGCUGAGGUUGAUCCCGAUCCUGCAGCACAUGCACCAUGACGCCAUCUUGGCCUCCAGUGCCCGGCAGCUUCUGCAGCAGCUCGUCACAGCCUACCCUUCCACCAAGAUGGUGAUCGUGUCUUUGCACACGUUUACUCUGCUCGCAGCUUCAUCUUUGGUUGAUACGCCCAAGCAGAUCCAGCUUCUGCUGCAGUAUUUGAAGAAUGACCCCAGAAAAGCAGUAAAGAGACUGGCUAUUCAAGACCUGAAGUUGCUGGCCACUAAAACGCCACAUACCUGGAGUAGAGAGAACAUUCAGGCACUCUGUGAGUGUGCCCUGCAGACGCCCUACGACAGUCUGAAGCUGGGGAUGCUGUCGGUCCUUUCCGUGCUGUCGGGCACCAUUGCCAUCAAACACUACUUCAGCGUCGCCUCGGGAAAUGUGGGUUCUCCCCCUAGAUCUUCUGAUUUAGUCAAAUUGUCCCAAGAGUGCUGUUACCAUAACAACAGGGGCAUCGCAGCUCAUGGUGGGCGAGUCCUAACCAACAUCACUGUGUCCUGUCAGGAAAAAGAUCUUUUGGCCCUGGAGCAAGAUGCUGUCUUUGGCCUGGAAUCCCUUCUGGUGCUUUGUAGUCAAGACAACACUCCCGGUGCUCAAGCCACUUUGAAGAUGGCUCUGAAUUGCAUGGUGAAGCUGGCCCAGGGCAGGCCCCACCUCAGCCAGUCCGUGGUGGAGACCCUGCUGGCCCAGCUGCACAGGGCGCAGGAUGCGGCCCGGGUCCUCAUGUGCCACUGCCUGGCCGCCAUCGCCAUGCAGCUGCCCGUGCUGGGCGACGGCAUGCUGGGCGACCUCAUGGGGCUCUACCAGGCCAUUGGCCACUCAGCCUCAGACCAGCAGCAGGAGCUUCUGGUGAGCUUGGCCACCGUGAUUUUUGUAGCCAGUCAGAAAGCUCUGUCUGCUGAAGUAAAGGCCGUCAUUAAGCAGCAGCUGGAAAGCAUCUCCAAUGGUUGGACCGUGUACCGGAUCGCCAGGCAGGCGUCCAGAAUGGGCAACCACGACAUGGCCCGGGAGCUGUAUCAGAGCCUGCUGACACAGGUGGCCUCUGAGCACUUCUACUUCUGGCUGAACGGCCUGAAGGAGUUCUCUCAGGCCGAGCAGUGCCUCACCGGGCUGCAGGAGGGGAAGUACAGUUCAGCACUUUCCUGCAUCGCUGAGUCUUUAAAAUUCUACCACAAGGGGAUUGCCUCCUUAACCGCUGCCAGCACACCACUGAACCCUUUAAGUUUCCAGUGUGAGUUCGUGAAGCUCAGGAUUGACCUCCUGCAAGCCUUCUCUCAGCUCAUCUGCACGUGUAACAGCUUGAAGACGAGCCCCCCGCCUGCCAUCGCCACCACGAUUGCCAUGACCUUGGGGAACGACCUUCAGCGCUGUGGUCGCAUCUCCAACCAGAUGAAACAGUCCAUGGAAGAGUUCCGGAACCUUGCUUCCCGAUACGGGGAUCUUUAUCAGGCGUCUUUUGAUGCUGACUCUGCAACUUUGAGGAAUGUCGAGCUACAGCAGCAGAGCUGCUUGCUGAUAUCCCACGCAAUCGAAGCCCUGAUUUUGGAUCCAGACUCAGUAAGCUUCCAGGAGUGUGGGCCCACUGGAGCCGCCCCCGCCGACAGUGAAUAUGAGCGGAGAAUGAUGUCUGUGUACAACCGCAUCUUGGAGGAGGUGGAAUCUCUCGGCCGGAAGUACAGCCCCGUCUCUUACAUGCACACAGCUUGCCUGUGCAACGCCAUCAUUGCUUUGUUGAAAGUUCCUCUUUCAUUUCAAAGAUAUUUUUUCCAGAAACUGCAAUCUACCAGCAUCAAGCUUGCACUGUCCCCAUCCCCCCGGAACCCGGCUGAGCCCAUCGCUGUCCAGAACAACCAGCAGCUGGCACUAAAGGUGGAGGGCGUGGUUCAACAUGGCGCCAAACCUGGGCUCUUCCGCAGAAUCCAGUCUGUCUGCCUGAAUGUUUCUUCCACUCUGCAGAGUAAAUGUGGACCAGACUACAAGAUGCCCCUCGACAAUGUGGCCAACGAGAUGGAGCAGAGGGUGGAGCCCCACAACGACUACUUCAGCACUCAGUUUCUGCUCAACUUUGCUGUCCUUGGGACGCAUGCCGUCACGGUGGAAUCCUCUGUGAGAGACGCCAACGGUACCAUCUGGAAGACCGGCCCCAGGACCACCGUCUUUGUGAAGUCGCUGGAGGACCCCUACUCCCAGCAGCUCCGCCUGCAGCAGCAGCAGGCCCAGCAGCCCGCGCAGCCGCAGCCGCGCACUGCCUACACUCGCUUCUAGCCACCAUGUUCUCUGGUUCCUGUGGGGUGAUGGGCUGGGAAACGGGGCUCUCUUGGUAAUUUAUUUUGAGAAAUAGCUGGGUUCCUAGCAGAAAUGUUUGUUUCCUUGUUCUUAAACCCAGCUCACUGGCCUUGCGUACCCGGCAUUUCUGUGGUCAUGUUGUUCCUGCUGAGUCUUUCCAUUCGAGGAACCUCACAGACUUGGGAAUGCCCAGCGGAGCUCUGUCUGCUGCUCCACCUGCCAGAGCCUCUUGCCUCCUGACACAGGCCUCUGGCCACAGCGCCCCUUGGAUUCCACCUGGGGGGCACAGAGCUGCCGUGGCCUCCUAGGCCCGAGCUUGGGGUCUGGUAGGGUGGAGACACCCACAGUGCUGCUUGGACCACUUACCUGUCUCUUCUGCACCAGCUUCGUUUAUUGUUUUAGUAUUUAAUUGACCUGAAAGGCAGCUAAUAGUUCCAUGGACAGGUUAGACGUUAAUCAUCUGUUUUCCCUACUGUGUGAGUGACUGUGUGUAAUGCAGACUUUACAUUGUUUCUAAGGGUGAAAAAAAUUCACUCCUGUCUAAUGUUUCGCUUGUGUUUUGACCCAGGACAGCAGGCCUUUCCCUUGGCAGCUCUGGUUUGGCAUGUUAUGUAAUGCGGGCUGCUUUGUCUGGAAACAGCAGCCCUAGGCACAGCCUUGCUAUUGGGGUGCUCAGGAUAGACAUUUCCCGGUUGACCAGAAACCCCUUCUAGACCUGGGUGCUGGUGAAGUCAUCGCAUGGUAUCGGUGACGGCGCUCGCUGGCCUCACACGUUCCCUGGAUGGGACUUCAUGGCACUCCUGCUUUGGGCCCCUCUCAGCUGUGGCCACACGUCUCAUAUCCGAGGGCAGAGACCCACAGACCCUGAGGCGACUGGGGCAGGAGCAGCUCCUCACAGAAGACAGUAGUCUCCAGAAGUUUCCUUUUGAAAUAAAUGUUUCUUUGUCAAUGUUUUGCCACUUUCUCUUCAAAGUUGACAUGGGCACAAAGGGGUGGUAGAGUUUAGAGGAGAAACAUUUUUUUCUUCCCAUGUGACUUCUAGUGAGGAGUGGCAGGCAACUGGGGCCCUACAGGUUUGCUUGUCUUCAUGUGCUCUCCUCAGCACUGCACCAUCUCCUACCAGCAACCAGAACACCCUCCACGCCCGGGGACAUCUCGGACACAGCCUGUGUGUGCCCUGUCCUCCCGGGUGUGCCCAUCCUGCUGGCGUCUGGGCAUGCGUGCUCCCGGAGGAUUGUCAGUGAGUCCUCGACCCCUUGGCCAGGCAUGGAAAGAGCUAAGUCAGGCCUUGAGGUCCACUGUGGUGCUGAUGGGUUGGCCCCGGACCUGGGGCUUCUCUGCCCUCACUCCUCUGUCUGUUAAGUGACCAGACCAGACUGAACGAGGGCUCAUGCUGCUGAGUAAUUGUCUGGUGACUGAAAGACAAAAGACCAAAAGGUUCUCAGGGACCUGGAGAGACUUUCUUAAUUGACUGUUUUCAGAAUGAAAUCUUGUGCAAAUGUCCGGUUUCUGGGGCUAUUUCAAGGUAGAAUUCUCCAGAAAAGAAACAUGUCUCGUAGCUUCCAGUUCCCCUAAUUACCUUCGAGACCUUUCCAAGUUUUAUGUUCUUCACACGCAGGCUGCUGCUCUGGGGUUGUAAGCCCUGCCUUGGUGGCACUAGCGUCCUUGGUGCCUUCUUGGAAAGGAUGACUCCAGUGCAAACAGCUGAGGAGUUCAAGCAUGAACCAGCUCUGAAGUGAAACAGCAUUUCACUGCAUUCUUUCUGCUCCACCCAGGGUCAGAGCGCUGACAUUUGGUGUAAGGCCUCCAUUUCGGGCCUCCACUCUUAAAUAAUUAUUUCAGUGUCUGUGUUUAUAAUUUCAACUUGGAUGCGUGAAAAGAAAAUACAGUACUAGUCAAGGAAGGAUGCAAGGAAGAAACAUACUGACAUGAACUGAGCGUGUCCCCCGACAGUGGAGGGCUCAGCCUUGCUAGAAGACGCGGCAAUUUCUGGGUGUAGUCACCGGAGAGCAGGUGGCCCGGCACCUGUGGCCACGCUGCCUGGCUGUGGCCGUGGGCAGGCUCCUUACUCUUGCUGUCUUAGUGCUUGGGGCAGGGGCUUAGGUGAGUUAAUAUGCAGUCAGCAUGUGCAAGGCCCUUGGACUCACUUACAGCGACAGUUGAUUGCUCGCCUUGGUGGUUGUGCUGUUCCUGGGGGUGAUGGGGUGUCUCUGGGGGUGAAGGAAGCUGAGAGCCUGGAAGGGUCUCUGAGCAAGUACAUCUGGACUCUGUCCUGGGCAACUCAUACCCCCGCCCCAUGCUGGCCUGGAGGCUCAGCUGACCCCACAGGCUCUGAACCCCAUCAGCAGCAUUUGCGUGGGCAGAAAUCAGGGAACCCGCACAGAUUUCUGGGGCCCUGGCCCAUGGCACCGCUAGUGAGGGCACAAUUUUAAAAACAGGUGACCUUUAUAUUCCUGCACAGCUAUUUGGUAAACACACAGCGUGCUGGCUAUGGGCACACGGGCAUGGAUGGGGAUGGACACGCUGCUCAACCCACAGCCACCCCUUGUUUGGCACAGACCCGGAAGGGGAGCCUUGGACCAAUCCCCCAACCUUGAGUGCUAGGGGGGACUGAGCUUCCUUGGUGCUUUCCCUGUGAGGAAAGGCACGGGCUUGGGUAGUACCGGCUAGGACAGCCAGCACUGUGAGGCCUUUGGGACGGGCCUGAGCACCGCCCAUCACUGCAGCACGCUUUUCCUCAUCUCCCUCCUUAGCCCGCUUGGAGAUCGGGACCUCCUGCUUGAGCCCUUGGGCAGGGGCUCCCAUCAAAACACUGGCCCAGACCCGACACGUGGGCGCCGAUGCCUACCAGCCUGCCCUGCACCAUCCAUGCCGACCUGCCAUGAUUGUGCCGCAUGAGUACCCAACUCACCUGUGACCCUCAGACUUGGCACGGGGUGCUGCAGUCACCA
This is a messenger RNA of Talpa occidentalis (Iberian mole), 5950 nucleotides long. It is a transcript of the gene INTS7, whose product is annotated as integrator complex subunit 7. The coding region runs from base 93 to 2978 and encodes 961 amino acids. The record is from RefSeq and is a predicted model, not a curated record. Gene Ontology annotation, cellular component: integrator complex. Gene Ontology annotation, biological process: snRNA 3'-end processing. Lineage: Eukaryota; Metazoa; Chordata; Mammalia; Eulipotyphla; Talpidae. The transcript is spliced from 20 exons.